Molecule: messenger RNA, 702 nt
Organism: Prionailurus viverrinus (fishing cat)
Lineage: Eukaryota; Metazoa; Chordata; Mammalia; Carnivora; Felidae
Gene: FCER1G
Product: Fc epsilon receptor Ig
Exons: 5
Coding region: 111-371 (86 amino acids)
Biological process (GO): defense response to bacterium; Fc receptor mediated stimulatory signaling pathway; immunoglobulin mediated immune response
Cellular component (GO): membrane; Fc-epsilon receptor I complex; external side of plasma membrane
Molecular function (GO): IgG binding; IgE receptor activity
Source: RefSeq, a predicted model, not a curated record
GGGCAGGAAGGGGGGAACUCUGUGGUCAGGGAGCCACUCGCUGAGCACAGCUGCACAGUGCUGGCAGCGCGUCCGAUCCCCGGCUCGCCGCCCUUCAGCUCCGGCCCAAGAUGAUUCCAGCCGUGCUCUUGAUCGUCCUCCUUUCGGUGGAACAAGCAGCCGCCCUGGGAGAGCCUCAGCUCUGCUAUAUCUUGGAUGCCAUCCUGUUCUUGUAUGGUAUCGUCCUCACCCUGCUCUACUGCCGACUCAAGAUCCAGGUGCGGAAGGCGGCGAUAGCCAGCUAUGAGAAAUCAGAUGGCAUUUACACGGGCCUGAGCACCCGGAACCAGGAGACUUAUGAGACCCUGAAGCAUGAGAAACCACCCCAGUAACUUUAGGACAGGUGCCCUUGGCCACAUCCUUCCGCGCCUGUUCUCCUAGCCCUCAUGGUCGGCGUCACACAUGCCUCCCGUUAAUGCCAGCUGACCCCGUCUCUGCAAUGAUGCUAUGCCCGCCCCCCCUCCGCGCCCCGCCCCCCCCCCCCCCCCCCCCCGUUAAUGUGCACACUGGUUCUUCCUCCCCGUCGAAGACCUGUGCUCAGAUGCUAGUCAUGAACGUUUAUAUUUUCGCCUCCCCUUCUUUCCUCCCCCUUCUCUUUCCCGUCUCCAACCCCCACUCGACAAUGACAAGAGAGGACCACCAAUAAAGCCGCCACAGACUGGA